ACUGUGGGGAAGAACACGUUUUGGCACCUCCAAAAUCCAUCCAUUAUCCGUAGAUUUUUACCAAAAAUUGACUGAUUUUGGGAUGUCGAAAAUUAUUCUGAAUUAUCUACCAAUAAUAUUGAGGAUAUAAUAAUGACUUUGUGCCUCACAAUUUGUUAAUAUUUUUGGCUGCUCGAAAUUUGAAAUAAUUGUAACAUAACCUACCAGUGAACAUGAGGAACAUAGUCCGAGCUUAUUUGAAACAAUCAUACAAUAUUCUCCCAUAGAUAAUUUAAAAUUUUUGCGAGAUAUUCACCUAACAAAAAACAUGAGGUUUUUCAAAAUAACCUCGCCGAGGUUAUGCAUACCCGAUGUUGGGACAUCGAGACGUCAAGACGUCGUUGAUAUCGGGACAUUGAGACACCGGAACGUCGUCGAUGUCGAGACGUCCAAACAUAGAAACGUCACUGGUGGUCGGGAUAUCAAGACGCGUGACAUCCAGGACAUUCAGGAUGUGCCAGUGCAGCCACAGGCAGCCACUAUGUUCUGUGAAAUGAUAAGAAAAGCCUUCCUCAGGGCCUUCUGUGUAUUUAUGGAUGGGGCCAGAAGUGAAAACUGGCAUGUUCCAACAUGUCCCGAAUUUCCUGAAUGUCACGCAUCUCAAUAUCCCGACACCAGCGACAUUUCUAUGUUUGGAUGUCUCAAUAUCAACGACAUUCCAGUGUCUCGAUGUCCCGAUAUCAACGACAUCUUGACGUCUCGAUGUCCCAACAUCGGGUAUGCAUAACCUCGGCGAGGUUAUUUUGAAAAACCUCAUGUUUUUUGUUAGGUUAUGUUACAAUUAUUUCAAAUUUCGAGCAGCCAAAAAUAUUAACAAAUUGUGAGGC
Lentinula edodes (shiitake mushroom) is the source of this 866-nucleotide messenger RNA. RefSeq lists its product as uncharacterized. The record is from RefSeq and is a predicted model, not a curated record. Bases 308 to 766 code for a protein of 152 amino acids. NCBI's taxonomy places the organism in Eukaryota, Fungi, Basidiomycota, Agaricomycetes, Agaricales, Omphalotaceae. The transcript has 4 exons.